Molecule: messenger RNA, 4111 nt
Organism: Seriola dumerili (greater amberjack)
Lineage: Eukaryota; Metazoa; Chordata; Actinopteri; Carangiformes; Carangidae
Gene: sfmbt2
Product: Scm like with four mbt domains 2
Exons: 21
Coding region: 548-3250 (900 amino acids)
Biological process (GO): regulation of DNA-templated transcription
Cellular component (GO): nucleus
Molecular function (GO): transcription corepressor activity; histone binding
Source: RefSeq, a predicted model, not a curated record
CAGCAGCAGCUGAAAGACGUCGCUCGCGUUGCUCUGCUCGGGCUCACGCGAACGAGGAGAGGAGGAAGGAGAGAGAGAGAGAGAGAGAGAGAGAGAAAAAAAAGGAGAGGGGGUCUCGAGAAGGAGAGGCGACAAAAAAACUUGGACAGGUAAGACAGGUGACGGCUCCGGCGGUGCUGGGAGGCUUUUUCCGCGGCUGCUGCGUUUUGUUAUUUUCGUUAUGUCGACGGUAUAAACACGGGGAGAGUUAUUUUUCUCCUCCUCCGCUUUAAAAAGAAAAAAAAGAAAAAAAAAGAAAAAAAAAAAGAAAAGAAACCGUGAAGUGCUCUCGAGGCGGUUUCUGUAGAAACGAGAGAAUAGUCGCGAGCGUUCGUUCGCGAGCCCAAGUUGUUCAAAGUGUCUCUCACGCGCCGUAAUUAACAGCUUUCACCGGCGGAGAGGACGCUGUCUCGUGGCACUCUCGGGGCGUCGAGGAAAGAGAGGGAUGCACUGAGGAAGAACUGGAAAGCCUCAGGUCUGAAGUUAACACUCGCCGGGGAAGUGGAGGAUGCAGUCUCGCAAUCAGGAGCAGCCAUUGGCCCUCGCCACGGUCAAGACGUACAACUCAACCAAUGGGAAAGAAGAAGAGGUGAACACAGAUGCGGAGUCCAUGGAGGAGGAGGCGGAGUUUAACUGGGAGGAGUACAUGGAGGAGACGGGGGCAAACGCCGCCCCUCACACCACCUUCAAACACGUGGAGAUCAGCCUGCAGAGCAGCUUCCAGCCCGGUAUGAAGCUGGAAGUGGCCAAUAAGAGCAGCCCGGACACGUACUGGGUGGCCACCAUCAUCACCACGUGCGGCCAGCUGCUGCUGCUGCGCUUCAGCGGCUAUGGCGAGGACCGCAAGGCCGACUUCUGGUGCGACGUCAUGACGGCCGAGCUGCACCCGGUGGGCUGGUGCGCCCAGAACGACAAGGCCCUCAUGCCCCCUGAAGAUAACGUUUACCUAAGAAAAGCCAUCAAGGAGAAAUACAGCGACUGGACAGAGUUCCUCGUUCAGGACCUGACUGGCUCCAGGACGGCGCCGGCCAACCUGCUGGAGGGGCCUCUCCGAGGUAAGAACACAGUAGACCUGAUCGUCGAGGGCUCCGUCUUGGAGCUUCAGGACGUCUCCGACCCUUUCCUGUACUGGCCUGUCCGAGUCAUCCAGAACGUCGGAGGGAGGCUUCGCCUGCGCUACGCCGGCCUCUCUGAAGACCUCCAGGCUCAGGACACCUGGCUGUUCUACCUGGACGUCAGGCUCCGGCCCCUCGGCUGGGCCCCGGAGAACCGUCUCACCUUGGAACCGCCCACAGAGCUCCGGUCCGUGAAGAGCGCCGCCGACUGGCAGCAGGCUCUGGAGGACGCUCGGCUGGACGCACAGAAGAGCCCGCUGCCGCUCGAGGUGUUCAAGGACCACGUAGACCUGCCCAAGCACUCCUUCAAGAUGGGGAUGAAGCUGGAGAUGGUUUCUCCGUGGGAGCAGCUCAAGAUCUGCCCCGUUUCUGUCACCAAGGUCUACAACGAGAUCUACUUCCAGGUCACGCUGGACGACCUCUCCGUCGAUGCCAAGCCACGGUUUGUGGUGUGUCACGCCAACUCGCCGGGCAUCCUGCCCGUCCAGUGGUGCCUGAAGAACGGCGUGGGCCUGGAGAGGCCCCGAGGAUACGAGGGCCAGGACUUCGACUGGGCCGACUACCUGAAGCAGAGCGGGACCGAAGCAGCUCCUGACGCCUGCUUCCCCGACGCAUGGCAGAGCAGAGGCUUUGCCAAGGACAUGUGGCUGGAGGCGGUGAACCCUCACCGGCCGGUGGAGGUGUGUGUGGCUCAGAUCACACAGGUCAGAGGACGCCUGCUGUGGCUCCGACUGGAAGGUGUGGCAAAGCCCCUGUCAGAGUGUAUCGUGGACGUCGACUCCAUGGACAUCUUCCCUGUUGGCUGGUGCGAGGCCAACGCUUACCCUCUGACCCCUCCGCUCAAACCUGUCUGCCAGAAGCAGAAGAAGAUCGCGGUGGUGCAGCCAGAGAAACAGUCGGCGCCGUCCCAGCCGCUGGAGAUGACUCCCGUCAACCACUGCCAGCCUGUCGCCAUGGAUCCAGGCUCCGCCAACGGCCGAUACUGCUGCUCCAAGAUCUUUGUCAACCACCGCUGUUUCUCAGGACCCUACCUCAACAAAGGACGCAUCGCGGAGCUGCCGCAGGCCGUCGGACCCGGAAAAUGCACGCUGGUCCUCAAAGAGCUGCUGAGCAUGUUGAUCAACGCCGCCUACAAGCCCGGACGAGUCCUGAAGGAGCUGCAGGAGCUGGAGGAUCCGAGCUGGGACUGCCAAGAGGAGACCCUCAAAGCCAAAUAUAAAGGGAAAACCUAUCGCUCCACCAUCAGGAUAGUCCGCCUCGCCGACCAGAUCCCGGACUUCUGCCGCAAGGUGUGUGUGAAGCUGCAGUGCUGCCCGAACCUCUUCAGCCCCGUCCUCGUCACCGACAAGUGCCCGGAGAACUGCUCCGUUCAGACCAAAACCAAAUACACUUAUUACUAUGGGAAGAAGAGGAAGCUGUCCAAGCCGAUGGGAGGAGAGGAGGCGGCGGAGGGGGAGCUGGCCAAGCCGACGCGCCGCAGGAAGAAGAGGAAAGCUAUCUUUGUGCAGAAGAAGAGACGCUCAUCCGCCGUGGACUACACUCCUGCUGGCUCACCGCAGGACAGCGACGAGGGAGAGGAGGACGAGGCGCUGCAGUCGGGCAGUGAGGGCAACAGCUCGGAGCCCCGCGACGACCACACCGACGCCUCCUCGGUGGAGGUGACCAGCAGCCGCCCUCGCCGGGCCGCGACGCUGCGCAGGGCCGUCAGCAUGGUAAACGCCACGGGGUCCAGCCAGGAGGCCUCCGAGGGUCGCCGGAGGUCGACCCGCUCGCUGUCGGCCUACAACCAGAGCGACAGCAAGUACCAGCCGCCCAAAGGACAAGACGUGCAGGUGGAGGAGGAGGAGGGGCAGCUGGUUUUGGACAGAAACCCUCUCGAGUGGACGGUAGACGAAGUGGUUCAGUUCAUCAACUCGACUGACUGUGCGUCGCUGGCAAACAUCUUCCAGGAGCAGGACAUCGACGGUCAGGCGCUGCUGCUGCUGACUCUGCCCACAGUCCAGGAGUGUAUGGACCUGAAGCUCGGCCCCGCCAUCAAACUGUGUCACCAGAUUGAGCGCGUCAAAGUCGCCUUCUACAGACAGUACGCCAACUGAGCGCCACUGAACGUCUGCUGCUCAGCUGAGAGGAGACAAGUUGUGUUUGUGCACGACGUGGACAAAUGUGUGUUGGAUUAGCUUCCCUCCUCCUGGUGGAAAACUUGUGGAGUUUGUGCGGAUUUCCAACUUUGCAAGAAGAAGGAUUUUUUUUUUUUUUGUUUUUGGGAACGUGAAUUUGCUGGAGGACGUUUUCUGACGAGGAGCUGAAGGAUUCAUUUCUUGGGCGCUGUCGGUGUGAGAAUGUGACGCAGAACCCACAUAAACUUCAAACCAAACACAUGGGAAUGGAUCCGUGUGCUUUCCUGAUCUGUGAAGAAGUCAUUUUGAGAAGCUGCAGACUCUGUUUCUGAAGACUUUUAUGUUUAUUUCUUACUUUUCAUUCCCAUUUUAUUUGUGAUAGAGGAGCAUUAUAGCAUUUAAGUUAAAAUAAUAAUGAAUCAUAAAGACUUUUCCCCUUUUUGUGUGACACAAUUGGUUUAAAAAAAAUAUAUAUUUGAAAAGUAUUUAACAACCCAAGAAGUAAUAUAUUUGGAAUAUUUAUUGUAAUCCUUAUUUAUAAGGAGGAAUCUGUCUAUUUGGAUGCAGAGAAAAUAAUGAUAAUGAUAUACAUGUUAUUUCACAAACACAAGCCACUAUCUGUGUUUGUUUAGAUUCACAUCUCAGUUUCUGUUUGUAGAAGAAAAAAAAUAGAAAAGAAAGAUGUCCCAUGUCACCACCCUCCAAAAUAAUCCAAACCCAGUGCUUCUUCUCACUGUUACAAUCACAUGAAACAAUCAUGAAAGCUAUUUUGUGUCCAUCUAUGCAAAGGUGUCGCAGAUAUUUUUGAUAAGUAAGAAAAUAAAUUUCUAUUGAUUUUUA